UAUCGUUAUCGUCCAAUAGUGAAGUCAGGCAGCGCUGGAUCGGUGUUCGCAGCGUGUCCAGGUUACAGGUGAACCGCCGUGUGGAAGCAUAUUGCAGAGGAGCCGCUGCUGUCGGAGGGUUCAGGACCAGGUUGAAAACAAACUGUGCACUAAUGGCUGAUACGGAGCCCAAUUUCCCCCCGCUGCCCGGGUUCGUUCCUCUGAAGCCCUGUUUCUAUCAAAACUUUGAGGAGAUUCCUGAACAGCACCGCAGCAUGUGCAGGAAAAUGUACAAACUGUGGAUGUUGAACAGCGCAACCCUUGCAGUAAAUUUUAUUGCUUGCUUUGCUUGGAUGUUUGGUGGCGGUGGAGUCACCAACUUUGGAUUGUCCAUUAUUUGGCUCCUAAUGUUUACUCCUUGCUCCUACGUGUGUUGGUUCAGGCCCAUCUACAAGGCAUUCAAGUCUGACAGCUCCUUCAACUUCAUGCUGUUUUUUUUUGUCUUCAUGGCCCAAGUUGGAAUCAGCAUCAUCCAGAGUAUCGGCAUCCCAGGAUGGGGAGUAUGCGGCUGGUUGGCGACAAUCUCCUUCUUCAGCUAUAACAUUUUCAUUGCAUUAAUCAUGCUGAUCCCUACAAUCAUGUUCACUGCUGUGGCCUCGCUGUCCUUCAUUGCGCUCACCAAGAUCCAUAAUUUCUAUCGUGGUACUGGGGCCAGCAUGUCCAAAGCUCAGGAAGAGUGGGCUACAGGAGCGUGGAAGAACCCUCAUGUCCAGGAAGCAGCCCAGCAGGCCGCCAUGGGGGCUGCUACUGGAGCCAUGCAAGAUCAGUUCUCCAGCCCACAGUACAACCAAAACCAGAUGUAACAUCAUCAAGAUAGGAGACGUCAGAGAUUCAAUGCUAAAAUUUAACA
This is a messenger RNA of Cyprinodon variegatus (sheepshead minnow), 889 nucleotides long. It is a transcript of the gene scamp5, whose product is annotated as secretory carrier membrane protein 5. The transcript is spliced from 7 exons. The record is from RefSeq and is a predicted model, not a curated record. Gene Ontology annotation, cellular component: recycling endosome membrane; trans-Golgi network membrane. NCBI's taxonomy places the organism in Eukaryota, Metazoa, Chordata, Actinopteri, Cyprinodontiformes, Cyprinodontidae. Gene Ontology annotation, biological process: protein transport. The coding region runs from base 153 to 842 and encodes 229 amino acids.